AUGCGAAUAUGCCGCACUCUGCGCGAAUUCCGGACGCGCGACCCAAAAUCGCUGGCGAUUUUCCGAGUGAAGCAUAGCAAACGCAGUCAAAUCAAAUUGGAACCAUUGGAGCAAAGAAGAUUUAGAGUGAGGAGUAGUCUUUACAAACAUGGGCAAUAAAAUCUGAAAAUGUGUAUAUUUUCAGAGCACUGAAUCGCGACCAAUUUCAACAAGCAAUUAUUUGACAGAAUCUGUUGAGAGACAUCGUGAUAUGGAAGCUUCGAGAUUAAAAGAUUAUUUGAAGGUGAGUCAUUGAUAACUGAUUAGUUUUUUCUGUAACUGAUUUAAAUCAGUCAUGAGCAAAAAAUGAUGCUGAAGUUUUGUCCUUUUUCUUUCCAAAAAUCAUUACUUAGCAUUCCUAAGUGGUUUUGUUGACAUUUCAACUUUUGUUUGGUUUGACCUGUUUAAUGUUCAUAUUUUUUCGUUUCUGGGGGCCUUCGUGAUUAUCGAAUUGCUAGUAGUCAUGAAAAAUCAGAUUUGUUAUUCUCACCUGAUUGUUAGAUUUGCAUUUUUCAUAGCACUUUAUAAACGUUCUCAUUGAACUAGAGAAAAUCAAAUCCCAAACCUAAAGAAAGAACGGAAAAAAUAAGAGUGUAUGUCAACACCGACUGCCCGCAAACACCAAAUCCUACGCGCAACCUUGACGCGAAAUACGCGCUGUGUGUUUUCGCGAAGAAAUUUCUGGGGAUUUUUAAAAAUUGGGAACCCCCCCCCCCCCAGAUUUUAGAAAUGGACACGUUUGAAGUAUAACAUAUGGGAACCCUGAGAAUCUCUCCAAUGUCGCUUUUCCCUUGGAGAAUACUAGUAAAUCACAAAAUAAAACAAAAAACAAUUAAUCAUUGUCCGAGAGAAGUACAAAUAAAGAAACUUUGCUUCGAGACCAAGUAAGGUGUUCUUGUAAAAGUUUUAUAAAUUUUAAAAGUUGCAUUUAAAAAAAGAGGAAAAUAAUAAUUUCAUAUUUAUUGUUCAACUUGAAAAGCUUUAUAAUUACCCUAACUUGAUCAUAGUCUUUCUUUAUCCCAAAAUCUGAAUUUCAGGCAAAGGAAAGUGAUGCAAAUCAACCUUGGAAUAAGCCAGGAUGGCCAGGACCGAAAAAAGGAGCGAAUGAUGAAAGUCUCAGAGAGUUGGAAACUAUCAAACAGGUAACGGCUUCUGGUUCGGGUUCUUAUCUAGGAUUUUUUCAGCCAAUUUUUAAAAUUAAAUCCCAUUUCAUUUUUUUCAGAGAGUUGAAACAUUGAAGAGGGUAAGUCGAUGCAUGUGUGUUUGUGUUGUGUUAUUUGUCCCUCCCAAUUUUGUCUCGGCUUGUAUUGUUUUCAUUAAUCUUGUCGCAUGUCCCUUUAAGGCACCCCCUGGCAGUCACUGACAUGUUUUCCUUUCGAUUCUUCAAAACCGCGGGUAGUUUUGUAAAGACCGCCUGGUUUUAUAGUCAAAGAGUGUUUAGAGAGCGUCGCAAUCGAUGACUGAUUUGAGAGUUCCGACACCGUCGCAAUUUGAACAGAGUAAUGUGGUGAGUUUGUGGAGAAGAGGGAGUUAUGACGUGGAAAAGAUGGGUUUUCACUGAAUUUUGAUUUUUCCCGAAGUUCAUUUUGAAAAUUUGAGGAUUACGAGAGAAAUUAGAAUUUGAAAAUUUUGUAUUUUUUUUGCAAAAAUUGAAACUGAUCCCUAGAUAUGUUCUCAAAAGGUUUCAAAUCAUUGUUCAAAAAAAAAAACGAUUCUUGGCAUAAAAAAUUAGGCUUUUGAUAACGUAGGCCAAUAAAUUAUUCAAAUGUUUCUACAAUCAAUUCCAACCUUUAACUUCAUUUUUUUCUGUUCAGAAUGUGCCAUCACCAAUUUCACCAGGAGAAUCAGGCUGGCUGAUAAAAAUGAGAAAAAAUCGAUAUCUUAAUGAAGCGUCAAAAUUAACUGACGGACCAAAAAAAUACAAAUCGAUGGAUCAAUUAAAUGUGCCUCCGCCAAAACCCGAGGUAAGUGAGACGCAAAGAAACAAAAAGAAAUCUCAACACUUGAACGAAUCGUUUUUGUGUGUGUGUGUUGGUUGGUUGUAUCUGAAACAGUUUUUCGAUCCUCCUUCCAAUUUUCACAUUAUCUCACACUCUCCACAUAUCACAUGCUAUUUCAAUUAGUUGGCUCUUGACGCAAAGCCGCCGUACGCAAAUAAAUAGGGGGAGAAUUUUUGCGCACGCGAGGGCGUAGAAAAAAAAAGAACAAAAUGGAUAUGAUGAGAUGAAACUUUUUUCCUUGUGCUCUCUCUGUUUUGUUUUGUUUAGAAGCGAUAUUCAAAUUAUGUAUCAUCGAUUUUUUUUUUCGAAAUGAAUAUUAGUAUAUGAUCUCUAAGGUUUCAAAAUACCAAUCUGCCCACACAUUUUUUCUUACCAAUACUCACAGGGUUUUCUAAUUUCUUGUGCACACAUUGUUUGUUUCACUUCGGGUAUUUUUUUUUGAAAUGAAAAAAUUGAAAAUCGAAAUUCUUCUUUUUUGCAGAGAGAAGAUCCAAUCCAUCGACAACUUCGCAAAGAGUUUCAUCUAACUAAAUAUUCAGUGAGUUUUUGUUUUAUGGGAUGGUUAUAGGGUAGGGUUGGAAAAAAAGUGUAUUCGAAAUACAAAUGAUAUUUUCUGAUUCUAGGUUAUAAAAACAUUGUUCUGCUACCAUGUUUUUUUUCCAAAAAUGAGAAUGAGAAUCUAAAAAUCAGUUUUUCAAAAAUCACGAUAAUUUCUAACCUUUUUCUCUCUCUCUCUUUCUCUCAUUUUUCAACAUGUAAAUACAUGAAUACAAAAAUUGAAUAGUGAUUUGUUGAGUGAUAAGUGUGUGCAUGCUUCUUCUUCUUCUUGCUCGACCGCCCGCGGUGUUCCUUGACUUAUUCCAAAUAUUAUUUAUUAUUAUACAUACAUGAUGUGUAUUCACUUCAUGUUCUUCUUCUUUUUCUUCAUAUUUUUAAAAACAAAUAUACGAUUUUUGAUUUGAUUUGAUUUUGAGUUGUUAUUUUUCAAAAUCUUAUUCUUACAUUUUACAAAAAAAACCCCAAUUGUAACUUUCGAGUUCGAAAAGAGCUUCCUUGGUCCACAUUCUUGACAAUUCGAUUCUCAAGACGUGGCUACUUGAGGGCUAUCUAGAACAGGAACAUAUACUUGACAACUAGGUUUUGUAGGCUCGGCUGCUUUUUAUAGGCUUUCAAGGCGCGGUUCUGAUGAUCUUCAAAAAAUGUAUUAAGAAUUGGAAAUUUAGAGCAUAAUUUAUAUUUUUAGAAUACACAAUCUUAGCCGAGAUGAGGUCCCAAAUUUCUUAAUCUCCUUCUUGUCAAAAAUAAGUUUCAUUUUUUUUUGUUGUAAAUCGUGUCAACUACAUUCAUUCAAAAGCAUUUUUCGUAUUUAUUCAAAGUAUUUACGAGUUUUUUGUCCACUGCGAAACACCCCCAAUUGUUUCCCUCUGCUUGCUCGCGCGAGAGAAAAAUAACUGAGCACAAGAAGAAUGUUCAACACAUUUUCAAACACUAUUUGUUUUCUACUCAUUUACUCUGUACUUUCUUUAUUAUUUUCUUAUUUUUUUCUGCUCAUUGACCAGAUUUAUUUUGAAUUUUGAAUUUUUUUCAUACUUUCGCAUAGAUCAAAAUUAAGAUAUCUUCUGUUGAGAAGCAUAUUUUUCAAAGCCGAGGAACGGAUUUUCAAAUUUUCUUUAUCUUUGCUGAAAACUAUUCUGUCAAAAAAUACCAAUUAGAUAAAAUCUAAAAGCUCAUUAAUGUUUCAUGAGUUCAUAAGCCCUCAAAAUCUGCGCCUCUCUCAUUUUCAACUAUUUAUUUUUUUGUCUCUCCCGCGGUUAGCAGUUCGAGAGUGUGCUGCCUCUUCUGUGCGCACUUUUUUCUCGUUCUUUCGUUCGCCUAACCCGAUUUUUUUUGUUGCUUCCCAAAUUUAUUGACUUUUUCCCAAUCCUCACUUUUUCUUGUCUGGCUAAUUGUAAGUAAUUUCCAAUUUGUUAGGACCAAACAAGGGUAGACUGUUAAAUGUCCGAGGAAGAUCUGAUAGAAAGUCUACCCUAUUCUUCGGUUCGUCAACUUCGCGCCGAAUAUUUGGCGAAAGUCGCGUCGACAUCCACUCCACCCCAGCAGCCGCCGCGUUUUCGACGUGGAACUGUGUUUGGCACCCGUCCAACUAUUUCACUACCAUAUAUUCCAGAAGUUGAUGAGGUUUAAAAAUAUUUUUGUGUAAAAAAAUUGGGAGGCGGGGUCAGGCUAUGCGCAAGCUUAGCGAUUUUAAGUUUAAAAAAAAAGAAACUCCUGUCAUACACCUCAAAAAUCCAUUAAUUUCAGGAAAGGCGUGCGUCUUACCACGUGGAGUCUACAUCCUCAUACACUGCAACAUCUUCAAUCCAACCGCCAACUCAUCCGGCUACAACAAUUCCGCCACCGCCGUCCGAGCCACCAAUUCCACAAACUCAGCCUCCCCUGCCACCCCCACCUUUGAAUGUUCAGAUAAAACGUGUAGCUGCUAACCCUCAGCAACCGGAAGAUUAUCCGGAAAGACUGAUGAGCCCGCCGCCAACACAUCAACCACGUUCGAUUUUGAAAGGCCAACAACAACAACAACAAUAUUAUAGUAGCUCACAACAUACCACAUCGAUAACUGAACAAUUAAAUCCACAACAAAUGCAUCCGAGACCUUCAGAUCGGCGGACGCCAACACAUUUUGAAGAUUUAUCGGAAGAUGAGAAGACUCGGAUUAUGCAGGAGAAUUUGCAAAGACAUCGGAAUAUGCGAAGUGGACCAAAUGGGCCACGACCAGCUGUUAGUAAUUUCAACGGUCCGUUCUUCCGAUUAGAACAAGUUAGCCCAGGACAACAACCUCCGAGGUAAGAUCCUAUCGAAAUAAAACGCUUCUCUCAAUCAAAAUAUUUUAGAUCUCAAUCAGUAGACCCAACAGUUCAAUUCGAACGCCAUCAACAUUAUCAACAUCAUCAUCAUCAAGAAGAGAAUCUUACAAGGAUGCGAGAAAUUUCAGCAUCAGAGAUUGAAUUAAAUCAGCAUAACUUCCAAGAUCCAUCAGUUGUUGUAUGGCCUCCAAUUUCGGAAAAAGAGCGGAAACGACCGAAUUCUGUAUUAGCAAAAAAUAUUCAAGAUCCAGAAAGGAUUGCAGAAUACCAAAGACAGAAAAGGUUGGAAGCUGAAGCGAUGGAAAGAAGAGAACAACAACAAAUAAUUAGUAUGACUAAACAAAUUCGGGCUAUGGAAAUUCAACAACAAAGAAUUUAUGAGCAAACUCAAGGAGUUGUAUCGCCAAUUCCAAUUAUUGAUACACAUCAAUAUCCACUCUCACCACCUCAAAUUUAUGAACCAAUUCCUCCUCCGCCUCCUCCACCAAUUCAUCCACCAAUUCAUCAACAUCAAUCAUUUGAUCCACCAGCCCCUCCCCCGCAAAAUGUGCAAAUUUUCGAGACUCGUCCAAUCUCAGCAAUGAGUGAUGAACUUGCUCCAAUUCCACAUUCAAAUGGACCAUCUUGGAAGAGAACUUAUGUUAUUGAAAAACCCAAAGAUUUGCAGAAAAAUGAGAUUUUGACAUCUGAAGAAUUGUUGGAGAAAGAUCAAUAUGAUGUGGAUUUGUUGAAACGAAGAGAAACAUUUGUUGAAAAACCAGAUUCACCGCCACAAAUUCAAAGAAUCGGAAGACGAUGGCAACCACCACCAGAGAAACCAUAUGUUUGGCCAACAAAUAUGAGAAGAGCAAUGUCAGUUGAGCCAAGAGAUUUUAUCAGUCCUGAAGAUGAUAGAGAUGAAUAUAAAUGGGCGCCAAUUGUAGUUGAUCCAGGAUAUAAAAGAGAAGAGAAGAAUUUCACCCCAGUCAAUAGUCCACCAGCUUCGCCAAGAAGAGGACAUGGAACUGGACCAUUAGAUGAACCAGCAAAACGACAAACACGUCAUGUUAUUCAACCAUCAUCUGAUGGAAGUCAUCGACCGAAAACUGUAUUUAAAAAAGAGAGACAAACACCAUCUGGUGGAUUCUAUCCUCAUGCACCAAAUGCCAUAAAAAUUGUCAAAAAACGUGCGCAAUCAGUUCAAGGUCUUUUGUCGCCUUCUGAUCAACAACCACAUGUCGAAAUUAUUCAACAAAGAAAUUAUCAUCGAUUGGAUUAUGAGAAUGGCAAUCAUCAACAACAUAAAUUACGGCGAACAAAUCAUGGAGGAUCGGAACAAGAUUUGAGAGCUGUUCAAGAUUUACCAGAUUGGGAGAAGAUUUAUGAACUUCCACCGCAUAGUUCACAAAUCGUUCAUAAGGUAAUAAAGUUUUUUAAAAGGUUUUUUUUCAAAAAAUACAUUUUCAUUGUUCAGGAAAUGCCACGAAAUGUUGAUGUUCAACGACGACUUUCGAAAUUCGAAGGAUCAAUACAGAAUCUUCGAGCCGCUUCUUCACAACAACAAUUAGAUGUGAGUUUUGUAUAAGGGUCCCCUAGUAAAAAAAAAUACCACCAUCGCCCCUUUUAUCUAUCUAUGUAGUCGACGAGGUGAGUUUGAAUUCUGAGUUUUUUUUUGCUUGACCCUCUCAAAAACCAAUCACCUACUCUUUGCUUUUUCGUUUGCUGUGUGAUGGUUGAAAUUGGUUUAGGUGAAUUAUCCAACUCCCGACUAUGAACAUCAACAACGACAGCAAAGACGAAGAACUGAUAGUUCGGCUUCAUAUCGACAACAACAGCCAUUGCCCCCACCGCCGCCCCCACUUCCCCCACAACAGGUACGAAUCUAGUGUUUGAAAAAAAACUCAAUUGAAAAUUAUAUUUUUGCAGAUGUCUCGUCGGAAUUCUGUAGCUUCAACUCGUAUCGAGUCACCAAUCCAGCCACACCAUCAACAUCACAAUCAUCAUCAUCACCGUCAAUCUCGAUCGGAUUCUCGAGGAAUGUCUCGUGCUGCCUCAUCGAUUCCGCUAUCACCUCAGCCAACACUGACACCUUUUCAACCACAUAAUCACAAUCAACGACCGAGAACACCAGGAGCAUCGCGAGCACGGAAUUAUAUUAAUCGAGCCACGGCGCCAAGCCCAACACCGUAUUCGUAUGAUCGAGCGAGAGCGUAUGUACCGCCUGCAUUGCCGCCAGGUUAUCGGGUUAGUUUUUUCGCUAUCACAAUAGAUACGAACUGAAUUUUUAAAUUUCUCUCCAGUUCACGUAAAUAUUCAAAUCGUCUUCCAAAUCCUCUUUUUCAUUCAAAAAAUACAUUCAAUUUGUUACAGUUAGCUGAUCCUCUUCCCGAUAUGCGUGCAACUUCUCCAUCACCUGGACAUACUCGAAAAAUGAUAAGAAAUGUGUCAGAAUCAGCUCAACGACUUCAUCCCUCGUCACCUUCUUCUUCUCAUCCACAUUCUCAUCAUAAUCCACAUCAUCAAACUCCCCAAUCAUCUCGAGCCCCAUCUCGACAUAGCCCAAAUCCAACCAAUAGAUUUUUGUAG
Caenorhabditis angaria is the source of this 7465-nucleotide messenger RNA. The record is from the annotation of a GenBank genome assembly. NCBI's taxonomy places the organism in Eukaryota, Metazoa, Nematoda, Chromadorea, Rhabditida, Rhabditidae.